Ylistrum balloti is the source of this 1233-nucleotide messenger RNA. Its product is annotated as protein toll-like. The transcript has a single exon. The record is from RefSeq and is a predicted model, not a curated record. Bases 1 to 1233 code for a protein of 410 amino acids. NCBI's taxonomy places the organism in Eukaryota, Metazoa, Mollusca, Bivalvia, Pectinida, Pectinidae. Gene Ontology annotation, cellular component: membrane.
AUGUCAAAAACACAUUUAUGUUUGAGUUCUGUGUUGUUGUUAGCAAUGAUUCAUGUAAGUAGCUUGAGAAGAUUACACGAUCGCCUGCCACGCCAAUGGUUUAACAUAUGUAAAGUGAGGAGCAAAUUGUCAUGCUUAGACCAUGGGACAGAUUCACACGUUGUCGAUGUAAUAAGGAAGGAAAAGCUUACUUGCCUGGUUUGUGAUGUUCAUCCUGAUAAUAUUUGGAACUUUCACGACUUCAGACGUUUUACAGAAAGAUCAGGGAGGGAUUUUGCGAUUUCUGUGCGUUGCCAUGAUGAAGGUAAUAUUACUCUUCCGUUUCCUAUACGCGCGGCAGGACUGCGAUAUAUCUCGGUUACCAAUUGUUUGAUACUUGACUACAUGUCAGAAUAUUUUGACUCUGCCAUCAAUGCAAUCCCCGAUACUUUGGUAUAUAGCAGUAUUAAAAACUCCGUCAUUCUUGUUGAUAUAAUGAAACUAAUAGCAAUGUCAACCAACAUGACUGAUCUUACCAGAGCUGCCAAAUGUGGACCCGAGAAGAACAUCAUUGUCUCCAUUGCGAAAAAUAUUUCGUACACGUUUGGAGAGUUGCCAGAAUCAAUUCUUGACGACGUUUUCGACAAGUUUUUCUCAAGUACAACAUCGAAAUUCAUGUGGGGGCUUCUGACAUCUUCUCAUACAUGUUUCUACUCAAAGCUGAUUGAAAUGGAUCUGAGUGUUUCGAGAACCCGAGGGGCAAAGUUUGACAGUAUCCUAAUUAACAAUGCGCAUUACCCAGCACUAGAGUCAUUGAAAGUUUCUGAUUCUCUACUUAGCAGUAUACCAGAUAAGUUCAAUUACUGGAGAAUGGAUUUCCCUCGGCUGAUGAAUCUUGAUCUGUCUCAUAAUCAUAUUGAAGGAUUUGACGGUGUCUUGGACUACGGAAACCUGUCGAUAGAUUCCAGAAUCGGCACUCUAGACCUUCAACACAACCAUAUAUCUUUUAUCACAUUGCACGAGUUAGAAUCUUUACUACAUCAUAGGUUUGUGAAGGUCGACAUCAGAAACAACCCUUUCAAUUGUGAUUGUAAAAUGCGAGAUUUCAUCGAUUACUUCAGACGACCAAACAAUCUUAUACAAGGAGGAAAUGCAGAGCAGUACGACUACUUAAGACGUCUGAAAUGUCAGGAACCACUUUUCUUAAAAGGUCGAACUAUUGUAGAUUUAAAUCACAGUGAUAUUGGAUGCUGA